AUGGGUGUUGCACGUGAGCCUGGUCAAGGUGUUAGCUGGUCGAACAUUGCAGUUGGUGCAACGAUGAAUAUGGUCAGUGUCAAGGACCCGCUCGAUACUCAACAUACUGACUUGCGACUACCUCAUCAUUAUCUACGUGCCGAAUACUUUUAG
Messenger RNA from Rhizoctonia solani, 153 nucleotides. RefSeq lists its product as uncharacterized. The record is from RefSeq and is a predicted model, not a curated record. Bases 1 to 153 code for a protein of 50 amino acids. The transcript has 2 exons. Lineage: Eukaryota; Fungi; Basidiomycota; Agaricomycetes; Cantharellales; Ceratobasidiaceae.